Passer montanus (Eurasian tree sparrow) is the source of this 739-nucleotide messenger RNA. RefSeq names its product transmembrane protein 54 (gene TMEM54). Lineage: Eukaryota; Metazoa; Chordata; Aves; Passeriformes; Passeridae. The record is from RefSeq and is a predicted model, not a curated record. The transcript is spliced from 3 exons. The coding region runs from base 28 to 696 and encodes 222 amino acids.
CUGGUGGGAGCUGAAGCGCUGUCCUGGAUGAGCUCCCAGGGACAGGGAAAGGGCCCCGGCGUCCCCGGGGCAGGGGCUGCCCCCGCUGACCCCCCGUGCUCCCCGCAGACCAUCUCCUGUGCAGUCUGUGCCCUGCUGCUCUCCCGCUGCCUCGGCCCUGCUGCCCUCGUAAGCACCCCCAGCCCCCUCCCAGCCCCCUCAGCCCCUCUCUGGGGUCCCUCCUGGGGAGGGGACACCCGCAGGGGACAUCCUGCACUGCCUCUCCUGUCCCUCCUGCAGAAAUGGGCGCUGCUGGCCCUGAGCGCCUGCAGCAGCCUGUGCUGCCUGUGCUGCCUGCUGGGGCUGCUCGUGGCCAUUGGCCUCACCCUGGGCAACCAGGGCCGGGUGCUGCUGGCCCCCUGCUCCACCUCCAGCGCCGCCCUCGCCCCGGUGUCCCCCGAGUGUCCCUUCGACCCCACCCGUGUCUACAGCUGCACGCUGUCCCUCUGGGCCAUCUCCCUGCUGCUGGAGGCCAUGGGCAUCUUCUUCAGCAGCCGCUGCCUCCGGCUCACCCUGGAGCUGCUGCGCCCGGGCCGCUGCUGCCGCGGGGUGCUCCGGAUGAAGCUCUCUCUGCAGGCAGCCCCGGUGGAGAGCCCCGGCCCCGGGCAGUGCCUGGGCUUGCUGAGGCUGGACAGCGGAGAAAGCGCCCGGCUCUGAGGGAUGCAUGACCUGGGGAUGUGCCCUGGCCGUUCCUGCCCCG